Molecule: messenger RNA, 1050 nt
Organism: Saxophila tyrrhenica
Lineage: Eukaryota; Fungi; Ascomycota; Dothideomycetes; Mycosphaerellales; Extremaceae
Exons: 3
Coding region: 1-1050 (349 amino acids)
Molecular function (GO): oxidoreductase activity, acting on the CH-CH group of donors, NAD or NADP as acceptor
Source: RefSeq, a predicted model, not a curated record
AUGCCAUCUUCAUGCAAAAGCAUCGUGCUAGCUCAGCGUCCCAACGACCACAUUGAGCCUGAUACGUUCAGGGUCGAGGAAAGCUCGGUCCCAUCAGAGGCAUCUUUGAAGGAUGGCGAAGUACUCUUCCAGAGCAACUACCUCUCGCUGGAUCCCGCGAUGAGAGGCUGGCUCAACGAUACGCGAUCAUACAUCCCUCCCGUGAAGAUAGGCGCUGUCAUGCGAGGCAAUGGCGUGGGGACGAUUAUCGCUAGUAAGAGCGCCAAGUUCCGUGCGGGCGAGGAAGUGUUCGCCAUGUGUGGUUGGAGCGAGAUGGCUGUGCUCAAGGAGGACGUCGUCGAGAAGCUCGGUCUGCCUUCCAAUGGAACUAUGACUGACUCUCUGGGCGUGCUUGGGAUGACCGGCCUGACUGCCUACUUCGGGAUAUUGAACGUGGGCAAAGUGAAGAAGGGCGACUUUGUAGUCGUCUCCGGCGCCGCGGGGGCCACUGGCAGUGUCGUUGGCCAGAUCGCUAAGCUCAAAGGUGCUACUGUGCUGGGAAUUGCUGGCUCUGAUGAGAAGUGCAAGUGGCUGGUGAAUGAGCUUGGCUUCGACGAUGCCCUCAAUUAUAAGGAUAGCAACUUCGCGAAGUCGUUCCGUGCUGCUACGAAGCAGCUCAUCGACGUCUUCUUCGACAAUGUCGGCGACGAGAUUCUGGAUCUUGCAUUAGGCAGAGCAAAGGCGCACUCGACAUUCGUGAUGUGUGGAGGCAUAUCCCAAUACAAUACCAAGAACGCUCAGGGCCCGAAGAACUACCUAAUGAUUGUGUCGAUGAGAAUAAGAAUGGAGGGCUUCAUCGUGUUUGAUUUCGAAAAGGAGUAUCCUGCGGCACGGAAGGAGCUUGCUCAAUGGCUCUCGGAGGGGAAGAUCAAGCGGCAGGAGACUGUGAUUAAGGGUGGCAUCACCAAGAUGCCGGAAGCGCUGAGAGCGCUGUACGAUGGCGUAAACACUGGUAUGUUCUGCACCUGGAGUCUCGGUACGUCUGCUAAUAAUGUCAAGGCAAAUUGCUAG